AUGGAAGAGGAAAACAAUUUAUUACAAGGAAAUCGAUUUGCCCUUUUGCUGAGUACUGAAGGCGAAGACGGUGGAGAAAGGAUUUUACGGCAAAAGAAAGAUGUUAAAGUAGAAAAGAAGAUUGCUACUACGCCUGCUGUAGGCAGCAAGCAGAAAGUGAUGGAUCAAUCGUCCAGAGCAAGAUCAGAGAAGACCAACAAAGCGGAGAAUAAAACUGAAAAAAGGACUGAUAGACCUCGUACUGGCAAAAGAGAAGGUCAAAACCAGCGUGGAUUUAGCAAUCGUGGAAGAGGUCGUGGCGGCGAUCGUCGCGGAGAUUACCGUCAGAGAGACGAAGUUUCUAACGGUGUUGGAGAAGGCAACUUUUCAGAAAGUUACAGAGGCCCAAGAGGAGAGCGAGGUGAACGAAGUGAACGAGGAGGCGAACGAGGCGGCGGUGAACGUGGUGGCCGCGGUAGAAGAGGUGGUCCUCCUCGUCGCGGACGUGGCGGAAUCGCUAGUGGCAGUGGCAGUGGCAAAUUUGCUGGAAAAAGAGAAUUCGAACGCCGCUCUGGAAGCUCCAAAACUGGUGUCAAGUCCUUCGAAAAGCGUGAAGGUGGCGGCACACAUAAUUGGGGCAAACCUAGCGAUGAUCUGAAAGCAGACGAAACCAACCAAGUAGGAGGCUGGGGAGAUACUCAAGAGGAAUCAAAGAAUUGGGAUGACAGCACAGAAGAAUCUGCAAACUGGGGUGACCAACCUGCAGAAACGCGAGAUUGGGGCGAUGACAGUGAAAAUGUGGAAGACGAUCAAGAGGAAGCAAUUAGCCAACUGACUCUGGAUGAAUACAAACAGCAACAGGCCAAGUUGAAAGGUAAGCCGGAAAAGAAUUUGCGAAGAAGUGGUGAAAACGAAGAUCAAUCAAAGUGGAGAAAUACUAAGGAACUAGAAAAGGAAGAAGGGGAUGAUGCCACUGAAAAUGCCAAGUUCGAAAGACAAGACAGAGGAAAGAGGGAAUCAUAUCGCAAUCAGAAAAACUUAACAGAUCAGGUAGAGAUCAAUCUGCAACCUCGCCAUGACGGUGGAUCACGAGGUCGCGGUGGGCGCCGAGGCGGCCGUAGCCGUGGUAGAGGACGUGGCCGAGGUGACUUCCAUGGUCGCAAUGGAAAUGAUCACUUUAACAGAGAUCGCCGGGAAGCGGCCCCAGACGUCAGCAAUGAGCUAGAAUUUCCUGCAUUGGCUUAA
This is a messenger RNA of Trichoplax adhaerens, 1224 nucleotides long. RefSeq lists its product as uncharacterized. Gene Ontology annotation, molecular function: RNA binding. The transcript has 6 exons. The record is from RefSeq and is a predicted model, not a curated record. Gene Ontology annotation, cellular component: cytoplasm; nucleus. Bases 1 to 1224 code for a protein of 407 amino acids. NCBI's taxonomy places the organism in Eukaryota, Metazoa, Placozoa, Uniplacotomia, Trichoplacea, Trichoplacidae.